Phodopus roborovskii (desert hamster) is the source of this 1612-nucleotide messenger RNA. It is a transcript of the gene Mbd3, whose product is annotated as methyl-CpG binding domain protein 3. Lineage: Eukaryota; Metazoa; Chordata; Mammalia; Rodentia; Cricetidae. The transcript is spliced from 7 exons. Gene Ontology annotation, molecular function: DNA binding. The coding region runs from base 206 to 1147 and encodes 313 amino acids. The record is from RefSeq and is a predicted model, not a curated record.
UGAAGCACGGGGAGGGGGCCGAGCGGGUGGCAAAGCCGGCGCGCGCCCGGCUGGGGGCGGAGGGCGGAGGCCCGUGGGUCGGAACAGCCGCGGCGAGUGGCGGUGGCGGCGGAGGGAACCGAGACGGCGACGAUCGGGGGGUCGCGAGUGGCGGCGGCGGCAGCGGCGGCGGCGGGCCCGGAGGCGGGCGGAGAGCCGGGGCGCAAUGGAGCGGAAGAGGUGGGAGUGCCCGGCGCUCCCGCAGGGCUGGGAAAGGGAAGAAGUGCCCAGGAGGUCGGGGCUGUCGGCCGGCCACAGGGAUGUCUUUUACUAUAGCCCCAGCGGCAAGAAAUUCCGCAGCAAGCCACAGCUGGCACGUUACCUGGGCGGCUCCAUGGACCUCAGCACCUUCGAUUUCCGCACUGGCAAAAUGCUGAUGAACAAGAUGAAUAAGAGCCGCCAGCGCGUGCGCUAUGACUCCUCCAACCAGGUCAAGGCUCUGGCUAAACGCCUCCCUGGCCCCUCCAACCCUCCAUGGACCCCGGUCGGAGCGGCCCGCUGCAGAGUCUUCUCCCCCCAGGGCAAACCUGACCUGAACACUGCACUGCCUGUACGGCAGACCGCAUCCAUCUUCAAGCAACCGGUGACCAAGAUCACCAACCACCCCAGCAACAAGGUCAAGAGUGACCCGCAGAAGGCAGUGGACCAGCCGAGGCAGCUGUUCUGGGAGAAGAAGCUGAGUGGCUUGAGUGCCUUUGACAUCGCAGAGGAGCUUGUCAGAACCAUGGACCUGCCCAAGGGCCUGCAGGGGGUGGGUCCAGGCUGUACAGAUGAGACGCUGCUGUCAGCUAUCGCCAGUGCACUGCACACCAGCACCCUGCCCAUCACCGGCCAGCUGUCUGCAGCUGUGGAAAAGAAUCCUGGCGUGUGGCUAAACACUGCCCAGCCACUGUGCAAAGCCUUCAUGGUGACUGACGACGACAUUAGGAAGCAGGAGGAGCUGGUGCAGCAGGUGCGCAAGCGCCUAGAGGAGGCGCUGAUGGCGGACAUGCUGGCACACGUGGAGGAGCUGGCCCGUGAUGGGGAGGUGCCACUGAACAAGGCUUGCACUGAGGACGAUGAGGAUGAGGAUGAGGAAGAUGAUGAGCCGGAAUCUGAGCGUGUCUAGCACAGAUGCCCUGCCCAAGGCUGGGUUGUACUCUGCCUUGCAUGGCCACCUGCAGACUUCCCUCAGCCUUGCCUGGACCAGGUGGCGGCCAGACCAGCAGGAGGCAGGCCUCCAUCUUCUUCCCAGGACACCUUCUCUAGCUCCUGGGUCUCAGUGUAGAGAGCCCUGUGGGCCUUAGACUCAUUUGCUCCUGCACUCCCUGCAAGAAGCCCCACACUGAAAGCUGAAGGUCAGAGGGCCUGGCUGGAAGGUGGCCUUCCUGACUCCUCACCAUAGGAAGAGGCCCUGCUCAUCACCAGGGAGCUACAAGCUUUGUCUGGCACUGGAAGAAUGUUCUGGAAACACACCUGGCUGUUCCCGCCUCUCAGUGUCAUGGGCCAGGGUCUCAGGGUCGCCCAGCCUCCUUGAGCUGAGGGCCAGCAGCCAGCCAAGAACUCACUUCCUUCAAUAAACCAAUGGUAGGAA